UCCUCUCUGACACCAUCUAGAAGGCAAAGUCCAGUUGAAAAUCUACAGCUGCAGGAUUUUUUCAAAAUACUUUUUUUCAAUGAACACUGCCUGAUUUUCCCAGAAAGAAAAUGGGUAUACAGGAUUAUAUUUGCAUCACUAUGGCUGGAGGGGCACCUUGGGGUUUUAGACUUCAAGGUGGCAAGGAAGAAAAGCAGCCUUUGCAGAUUGCCAAGAUUCGUAAUAAGAGCAAAGCAUACAAGGCUGGGUUAUGUGAAGGAGAUGAAGUGAUAUCUAUCAAUGGCAACCCUUGUGCUGAGUUGACUUAUUCUGAAGUCCUUGUUCUGAUGGAAGGCCUGGCUGACACUCUUCAAAUGCUUAUCAAGAGAUCCACCAAUGGGGCAAAUGAAACCUUAAGUCCUGAAAUAGAAAAUGAAAACCACACCAACUUUAAAAAUAAGGAAUAUAAAGAAAGCACUACCCUACAAAUCAGAACAGCCGUGCCAAGGCCCCACCAGGAACUGCAGAUCCUAGUGCCAACUGAGGAAACAGUCCCAACAAAAACAGAGCAAACUGUGGUGGAUUUUUCUGGGACAAAACAAGAAAUAACUCCCUGCCACAAAAUCCCUCCCAAAGUGAUUGAAGCCCCUAAAGAACACAGCACGGAGGCACCUGCUUUCACUGGGGGAAAGCCUGGCUCUACAGUUGAGUUGCAGUUGUCCUUUCCAGCUGAUAGGAAGAAAGGCAGCAGCAACACUAGGUCUGGUCUGACUGUUGUGGGGGUCCAAGAGAGCAAGCCUCUGGAAACACGAUCAGUCCUAACACAAGAAGCGACUAGCUGGGCAAAAGAGCCUUCUGCCCAGUGGUCAGGCAGAAUUGUCCAGAUCGUUGGGGGCAAAGAGGUCCAAGCAACCCAUGAAGGCGAGAGAAAGGAACCCUCUCUCACUAAAGUGGAAGUGAUCCUGGACUGCUCUGACCAGGCAAAAGAAGCAUCCAGGUCUCUGGCCGAAAAGGGGUGUGUAGAGUCUCAAGUGGAAGGAGGGCAGUCAGAAGCACCUCCUUCUGUGGUCUCCUUUGGAAUCUCAUCAGAAGGCACUGAGCAGGGGGAAGACGAACAGCCCUCUGAAAAGGAACAGAGCAGACCUCACAAACACCGGGCAAGGCACGCCAGGCUGAGGAGGAGUGAGAGCCUGUCAGAGAAACAGGUGAAAGAAGCUAAGUCUAAAUGUAAAAGUAUUGCUCUCUUACUGACAGCAGCUCCGAAUCCCAAUUCCAAAGGAGUGUUGAUGUUUAAGAAGCGUCGCCAAAGGGCCAGAAAGUAUACUUUAGUUAGCUACGGCACUGGGGAACUAGAUCAUUACGAAGACAAAGGUGAAGAAGACGAGGGUGAAGAAGGUGAGAAGGAGAACACUUUCGAAGUAACCUUAUUAGGCACAAGUGAGUCAGAAAUUGAUGAAGAUUUCUUCUCUGAUCUGGAUAAAGAAGAACGGAUUGUGACAUUUGACUGGGAUACUGGGCUACUUGAGGUUGAAAAAAAACCCAAACGUGGGGACGAGAUGUCGCAGCUGCUUCCAGAGACCAAGGGCAAAGGGGCACUCAUGUUUGCCAGAAGACGUCAAAGGGUAGACCAGGUCACUGCUGAACAAGAAGCAAUGAAGAUGCAGGGACUGCAUAGAACUGAGGCACAUCGAGAGGCCACUUCAACAGAAAGAACCCAGAAUAUGAGUUCUUCCUUUUAUCAGGCAAAACAAGAAGUAUCUACCAGAGAGCAGAUAAGCCAUGUAAGCAAAAGCUACAUAGAAAUGAACCAUAGUCAUAGGACAACAGUUCAGCAAAAUGGCAUUGGGGUUGUCCCAGAGAUAAAUAUGAUGCAUCCACCUCCUGCAGCUGUUAAAUUGUCUACUUCAAACAGAACAGCCAAGCCUUUCCCUGGUGUUCAGAACAGAGCAGCAGUUCCAUUUUCACCCCCCAGAAGCAACAUUACUUCUCCCUCUGACCUACCUGCCCCACCUCCUUAUACUUCAGUCAGCCCACCACCUGAAGCAUUGUAUAGAACUGUUUUGACUCCAGUGGCCACGAGCAUGACUCAGUCAACAUUGUGGUCUCCAACAGAAUCAACAGAGCAGAUUGCAUCCAGGGAUGAACGGAUUGCUGUACCUGCAAUAAGAACUGGAAUAUUACAGGAGGCCAAGAGAAGAAGCACUGCAAAGCCUAUGUUUACAUUUAAAGAAGCCCCCAAAAUGAGUCCAAAUCCUGCUCUUUUGACCCUUGUACAGAAUACAGAAGGCAAAAAACCUGCCACUGGUGGCUUUGAAUCAGGUCCUGAAGAAGACUACCUCAGCUUGGGAGCAGAGGCCUGCAAUUUCAUGCACAUCCAAGCAGCCAAACAAAAGAUCCCACCCCCAGUUGCUCCCAAACCCUCAGUAAAGGUUUCUCCUACUGCCACAACACCUAUUUCACCAGUCUGGUCACCUCCAGUUGUGGCUGUUACUCAAACUCCUAUCUUUCCGGUUCCAAAUUCCCCAGAAGUAGCAAGUCCAGCAGCCAUCAAAAUAGCACAACCAGCUUAUCCCCCUCCACAGCCUCCGCAACCUCCACAACCUCCCAGUACUCUUAAACUGGAGUCUCCCUUUAAGGGGACUCAAGCUUCAUCAUCCCACCAGAAUUAUACCCCCAAAAUAACACCCACUACUCCAUUAGGAAAUGCUGUUCUUGGUGGUGGAAUGGGGCCAGCUUUUGAGAUGCCCCCAGCAUUGAGUGGUAAGGGGGCUCAGCUCUUUGCUAAGAGGCAAUCACGGAUGGAAAAGUAUAUAGUAGAUUCAGAAACUGUGCAGGCCAAUCAGCCCCGGCCUUCAUCCCCAACUCCAUCAUUACCAGCAUCUUGGAAAUAUUCAUCAAAUGUUCGAGCACCACCACCUGUGGCUUAUAAUCCUAUCCAGUCUCCAUCUUAUCCUCUUGCUGCCACCAAACCUCAGUCAAAGUACCCUGGAGCUACCAAAACUACCAAGAAAAAACCUAAGAAACCAUUAAGCUCCUUGGAAGUUAUGAAGCAUCAGCCAUACCAGCUUAAUGCAUCUUUAUUUACCUUUCAACCUCCAUCUGAUACUAAGGAAAGUCUCCUUCCCAAACAUCCUGCAAAGUUUGAUGCAGCAUCUGCCUCAAAACAAGCUGUACCAUCAAGAGUACUCAAUGCUGGUUCUCCCUCUAAUGUUCGAGCAUCUUCUGUAUAUUCUGUACCAGCCUACAGCUCACAACCAUUCUUCCUGUCGAAUGCUUCUAGUCCUGUAAUCGAGUCCUAUACAUCAACAGGCUGCCCUACAUUUUUGAAGCAAGAACCAGCAGCAUCUCCUGUAUUUGCUGUUCCCAGGCCAAAGUUCUCAGCCAAGAAAGUUGGUGUCACAGCACAGGAAAGAGGCAGUGAACGAUCUUUAUCACUUCCUGGAUGGCUUCCUUCCACAUCUUCACGAUCCAUGUCCCCUGUUUCUCCUGUGAUGUUCCAAUCCACUCCUGAUUAUAUUACCAAAGCACCUCCAGCAGUUGACAAGCCUGGGAAGAGGCUCACCCCUUGGGAAGCAGCAGCUAAGUCCCCUCUUGGAUUUGUGGAUGAUGCAUUUGGUCCCCAAACCAUCCAAGAAUCUAUUGUUGCAAAUGUCAUGUCAGCAGCUCGUAGGAAAACAUUAUCUGCACCACCUGAUGACUGGAAAAGAAAAGUGGCUUAUGAGCAUCCAGCUCCAAGUGCCCAUGCUAAAUUAGCCUCAUUUGGAAGGAGCUAUUCAGCAGCCAUAUUUCCUGCCAAGAGUUCAAUGUCUGCACCAAGCUCCAUUGCCCACUGUGGCUCCCAUCUGCAGCCUGCAUAUUAUAGCCAAUGCGCCCAAACUGAUCCUGGUAUGAUCUCAAUGGAAUCCAGGUCUGAUUACUGUCUAUCAGUAGCUGACUCCAAUUAUAAUCCAUAUCCAAAGGGAUGGAGGUGUCAAACAUGAAAAGUCAAAGAGCCUAGUUUCCUUCCUUGAUUCUUCCUUGAUAUUCUAGAAUGAGAAGUGUGAAUAGAUAUUUUCUGGCCUGGUAAUAUCAAGAUUUAUCUAGAAUGGGACACCGUGUUCAUGAUUUGUCAGUAUUAUAAAAGAUCUUGAUCCCAGUUUUUCUUUGUCUGGUGUAUGUAUGUGUGUGUGUGUGCUUGAGAGAGAGACAUGCACAGAUAGACAGACAGACAUAGGAUGAAAUCUAGUUUAUAUAAAAGCAACUCACGAAGUAGUGUUUUGAUAUGCUUCCAUGUGUGAAAUUUUAAACUGGGAAGAGUAUAAUUGUGCAAUAUCAACAUUUGUGAAUUAUCUAAUUAAUCAUUAUAAAGAAUGUAAUCUUAGGGUUCAUAAAAAGUUUUUCCCCUUUGUUUCUUAUACAAGCCUACUUAUGGCUAGUCAAGCGUCUAUCUUUUCUACUGGCCAUAUUGUGAUUCUUUGUUGUGUUUUGGUCUUCUUUCUAGGCUAACCUAGAAAUUAUCCCUAACCUAAAGAGUUCAGUUGCAUUAUUUUUAUCUUUUGGAGACCCAGAUAGGACUUUUCCUUAACUGGUUAGGGAAAGAUAAUAGGAUGUAAGGUUUUACUGGCCUGAUAUUCCAAAGUUUUCUAGCUAUGGAAACACACUUCAGUGGAUGAACAGAGGUUUUGCUUUCAGAAGGCCCUAGAUGAAUCCUUAGCAUGUGUGGUUAAGAGCCUUAGAUAGCAGUUGAAGGAAAGUCUCCUUGCUGAGAUUCUAGAAAGAAACUGUCACUCCAAAUAGACAAUCUUAUCUUCUUGAAGGCACCUACAUACUGUGCUCACUCAUCCCAAGUUCUUUUUGCUUAUAUUACCAGCUUGGGGAAACACAUCAUCACAAAUAUCCUCAGUGUCAGAAAAGCAUUUUUAUGAUUGAAGGUACAAUAACAAAAGUACAAUUAAAAAUGAAUAAUACAUAGUGUAGAAUACAGCAGAUGACAGGAAAUGGAAAGUCAUUAUAUUUCCCCAACUUAAUUUGUGAUGUAACUCUGUCCUAAGAGGAUGGGUGGACAACUUGUAUCCUCCAGAGAGGGCUACACUGCAAACCCAGCAUAUCUCACACUGGUCAUGCUAGCUGCUAUGAAUUGUAAAUCAGCAGCUUCUGGAGGAUCACAGAUACUUUAGCCCUGCCUUGGAGUAUUGCUGUUUGCACUCUGAGAUCAGUCUGAGAUACUGUAAUCCUGUGAAUUUAAAUUCAUUUCUUUCGCUUCUUUGUUCCAGACAUGAGCUGUACUGCUUCUAAUUUCUUUCUAAAAAUGUUAUUUAGCUAGACAAGAAGUAAAUAAAAUGUGAAGGUACUUCUUUUCACAUAUAUUCAAAGGAUAACUAAACAUAUUGUAAGAUACAGUGUUGCCUGAAUAAGGCAGGGAAAGAUGACUUUUUUAAAACGUGCUUUAUAAUGUCUUCAUUCCUGCUGCCACAAUCUUAUGAAUGUUUACUCAGAAGCAAAUUCCACUAAAUUCAACAGUACUUUCUAGUAAGGAGUAAGGUUACAGCCUGUCUUCAUACUGUCUGGUAUAGUUCAUGCCAUUCUAAAGAGCUAUAAAACCUUUUUAAAAGAAGGAAACUUACCCUAUUAUAAUUUGGCUGUGCAGCAUAUGCUUUGGUGCCAGUGCCAUUCUUUUUUCCAGCCAGUAACUGGAAUACUAUUUCAAUAAAGAAAUUGGCUUUUUAAACUGAGACACUGAAUAGUUCUUUGGCCAGACAGACAUGCUGGGUGCCUGAAAAAUAUUAACCUCAUAACCAGCUCAAAGAAAGGUGAAGCACGAGGGAAAAAGCUAUUCAGGAUGUGGCUGUAAAUAAGCUACAUGCCUCAGUGUAGAAGCAAAGUAAACUUCCUUUGUUGGAAAUGAAAACAGAAUUUCCCCAAGCCAAGAAAUUCCCACCAGCUCCUGAAUGAAGACCCCAGUUAAAUGGGCUAUCAGCCACAGCCUGGCGAAUUUAUGAAAUGGGCUCUUUAUCCUGACUAGUCAAAGUCCUAUAACCAAGCUGGUAAGCAUACCAACCAUGAGAGUGACUCCUUUUAGCCUCAAAGAAAUCUUAGGUUAGCUUGGGUAUAUAGUAUGUUAUGUUAUAGAAUGUCGUCCAGGAUGUAUGGAACUGUCCAUAUCCUUCCCUGCAACCCCUUCACAUAAUCAUAAGUGAAUACCCAAAGAAGGAUUUUGUUUGAAGAAUAUGCACUCAGUAUAUGGCAAAUCAUUUUUUUAUGGUAAGAGAUACCAUUCAACUUGUAAGCCACCCAGAGUCAUGGCAGUGAGAUGGGCAACUAUAUAAAUGCAAUAAAUAAAGAAAAACUCAUAUUACUCUGAAAGGUAAAUCAAAAGUUCUUUUUAAUGAAAUCAACUAGGUUUAAAAAGAUUUUGCAAUGCUCAUAGGGCUAAACUAUUGUGGCUUACAGUUUGAAUGGCAUUUUAAUAGGUAGCCAGAAAAAGGGAAAUCUUAAUUUUAAGUGUAAACAUGGUGGACUAUUUUCAGAAGGCCACCUGUUUAAGAGCGGUAUGAAAGGUCUGAUAUAUGAAAAAAUUAUACAUAGUCAGGAGGGAAUGACCUGAGGAUGUCAUAGUAGGUAAUGUCAGCGGAAAGCAAUGGUAUAGAUUUCAGUAAAAUGAGUAGGAGGCACAUGUUGCAAUACUUAUGAAACAUGCAAGACCUUUGGUAACUAGGGAAGUUGCAUACAUUUUGUGAAAUACUCAUUCAUGUUGUCAUGCAGUGAAUCACAUUUUCCUGAGCCCCUAGUACUGUAGGUUAGCAUUUGUCAUAUGCCUGAUUUCUUAUUAUAUGAGCAGAGGCUAUAGAGCAAGAAUGAUUUAGUUUAUAAGAAAUUUGUUUUUGGAUAAAAGUAAGUGUUCAAUGGUUUGAGGGUGGUUUAAAGAAACUCAUUACAAAAGCAUAUAUAAAGUAAUUUAUGAAUUAGUUAAAGCAAAAUACUUUAACUGAGAUUUUUUGAUAUCAAGGCUAAUAUGGGCAAUCAUUUUUUAAGUGACAGUUAGAUCACUGGAAUUCUGAUCAUUUUACACAAUCAGAAGUUAACAUAGCAUUUGUGGCAUAUGUAUGUAUGUCCUGGAGUUUCCAGAAAUGCUUUUUUAAACUGCAAUUCUACUUUUACUACAUGAGGUAUAGGUUGUUGUUGUUGAUGUUACUAUUAUUUUACCUCAGUGGGACUUGCUCUGUUUCAAGUCAUCAGGUCUGAUUUCAAUGUUCUUUUUUCUUUGGCUUUGAUUAAUCAUUUUAUGAAAAUAAAAAUAUUUCUAAAUUUA
Candoia aspera is the source of this 7267-nucleotide messenger RNA. RefSeq names its product synaptopodin 2 (gene SYNPO2). The transcript is spliced from 5 exons. The coding region runs from base 111 to 3959 and encodes 1282 amino acids. Lineage: Eukaryota; Metazoa; Chordata; Lepidosauria; Squamata; Candoiidae. Gene Ontology annotation, biological process: positive regulation of actin filament bundle assembly. The record is from RefSeq and is a predicted model, not a curated record. Gene Ontology annotation, molecular function: actin binding. Gene Ontology annotation, cellular component: actin cytoskeleton; stress fiber; nucleus.